UUUGAUUAAGUCACCUUUGUUCAUUUUUCCUUUCAUUUCUAUUCCUUUGGGAGACUGACCUGAGAAAAUAUUGGUACAAUUUAUGUCAGAAUGUUUUGCCUAUGUUCUCUUCUAGGAGUUUUAUGGUGUCGUGUUUAAGUCUUUAAGCCAUUUUGAGUUUAUUUUUGUGUAUAGUGUAAGGGUGUGUUCUAACUUCAUUGAUUUACAUGCACCUGUCCAGCUUUCCCAACACUAGGGACAGUCUUCAAUGCUCAGUAUCUGGGGCCCUGGCACCCCGGGUCCGCAAGAGUUGAGUCCUAAGACAGCCAGGUUUCCGGGAAGUUCAGCCAGGAGGGGGCCUUGAGAGCCCAGGAUUUGGGUCUUCUGAUGGGAGGUGGCAAAUCUCCAGAGGCUGGAACUCAACAUUACAUGCUCAGUUGAACCACUUCCACUCAGCAGCACGUCCUGUCCCAUCUAAAUCCCCACAGGGACCUGUGACCCCUAAACUGAGGCAGGCAUGCCCUGGAGAUACCCCUAGGCAGGUCCUAGAUUACCAACAGGGGACAGAAGAGGAGUGGGGGGUCAUCUGCUCCUCCCCUGGGAACACCAGACCUGCUUCAGGACUCAGUUUUCCCAUCAGAUAACAGGACUUCAAAACAUUCCCUGGAAGAGCCUGGCCACCUCCGCAGGUCAGAGUGUUGCACCAUGGGUACACGUAGACACAGGUAUGUGCAAAUGUGCACACAUACAGGCAGACACAUGCAUAAAUGUACAUGUACACAGGCAAGUGCACACACACAUGCACAUAUACAUGCACUUAUACAUUCAUGCACACACAUGCACACAUUAACGCAGUUUAGCACAAUAAAGUACACAUACAAACACAUCUGCACAUGAAGAGAUGCACAAAAGCACAUCCAUGCACAUGCACACACAGUACACAAACAGGCAAGCAUAGACACACACAUGCAUUCACAAAGGCAUAAAAAUGCAGACAUAAACACAAGUACACAUAGACAAACGUGUCAUGUCAUUGCCUUGCUUGGUGCCAGUAAAGUAUACAUGCACACACCCAGUACAUGUAGCAGACAUGCACACCCACCCAAGUCCAUUGGAAUCAUGGAGGCAUGUAGAGGCCUUGACCAGGUCAGAUCCAGACCUUGGUACAGGGCAAAUGCAAUGUCCCCCUUUCCCUCUUGACUCCCUGCUGAGCAUGGAACCCUGGUUCAGAGUCACCAGCCCUUCUCAACUACGUCCUGCUGUGUGGCCCUCUGAGCCUCCACUUCCUCAUCCGUAAAAUGAUGUGGGUACCCAUCUGCCAGGGCUGGUGUGAGCUAGGUAAGGAGCAGUGCUGAGCCCAGUGCUGGGCAGGGGUCAGGUUCUCCUUGCUUGCUUCUCCCUCUACUCCCUGCUGCCAGGCCUACCCCCCAAUGCCCCCACCCUGGAACUUGAGGCCCUCUCCUCCCCUUUCUGAGCCUGGAUCCUAUGGAACAUGUCUCCCUGCUCUGGAGCAGGGCUGGACUACCUCCAGGGUCUCUCCCAGAGAGUUUGGGGAGCAGCGUACAGGGGGUGCGGAGUCAGCAGUUGAGGGAUUGGGGCCAUGCCAGCCUGAUUAGGGCGGCUGGGGGCUGAGCUGGAUUCACUUGUCCUUGUCUCUGAUUGGCUCUUGGGUACCAACAACCCCCAAAUCCUACUAAGCAGCCCCAACAGGGCCUGCACAGGUCUGUGGACAGCCAGUUGAUUGCCAGUUCUGAGGUCAGAAGGGUGUCUGGGGAGGCCAGAGGCUGGCCUGAGCCUGGCUCUGGGGAUCCCUUGCAUCCAGAAGAGCCAACUGACCACCCUGUUCCUUCACCUCCUGCCGGGACCAUGGGGGCUGGGGCCAGCGCUGAGGAGAAGCACUCAAGGGAGCUGGAAAAGAAGCUGAAAGAAGAUGCCGAGAAGGAUGCUCGAACCGUGAAACUGCUGCUUCUGGGUGCCGGUGAGUCCGGGAAGAGUACCAUUGUCAAGCAGAUGAAGAUCAUCCACCAGGAUGGGUACUCGCUGGAAGAGUGCCUCGAGUUCAUUGCCAUCAUAUAUGGCAACACGCUACAGUCCAUCUUGGCCAUCGUGCGCGCCAUGACCACGCUCAAUAUCCAGUAUGGAGACUCUGCGCGCCAGGACGAUGCCCGGAAGUUGAUGCACAUGGCGGACACCAUCGAGGAGGGCACUAUGCCCAAGGAGAUGUCAGACAUCAUCCAGCGGCUGUGGAAGGACUCGGGUAUCCAGGCCUGUUUCGAUCGCGCCUCGGAGUACCAGCUCAACGACUCUGCUGGCUACUACCUCUCGGACCUGGAGCGCCUGGUAACCCCGGGCUACGUGCCCACUGAACAGGACGUGCUGCGCUCGCGUGUCAAGACCACUGGUAUCAUUGAGACGCAGUUCUCCUUCAAGGACCUCAACUUCCGGAUGUUCGAUGUGGGCGGGCAGCGCUCAGAACGCAAGAAGUGGAUCCACUGCUUCGAGGGUGUGACCUGCAUCAUCUUCAUCGCGGCGCUCAGCGCCUACGACAUGGUGCUUGUGGAGGACGACGAAGUGAACCGCAUGCACGAGAGUCUGCACCUAUUCAACAGUAUCUGCAACCACCGCUACUUCGCCACCACGUCCAUCGUGCUCUUCCUCAACAAGAAGGACGUUUUCUCGGAGAAGAUAAAAAAGGCGCACCUCAGCAUCUGCUUUCCGGACUACAAUGGGCCCAACACAUAUGAGGACGCGGGCAAUUACAUCAAGGUGCAAUUCCUCGAGCUCAACAUGAGACGCGACGUGAAGGAGAUCUAUUCCCACAUGACGUGCGCCACCGACACACAGAACGUCAAGUUUGUCUUCGACGCUGUCACCGACAUUAUCAUCAAGGAGAACCUCAAAGACUGCGGCCUCUUCUGAGGUGGCUCCUCGCGGGCCGGGAUGCUCCCCUGUCGUGCCUCUUGGUCUCAAUACCCCAAGCCCCAUCCCCUGCUCCCCAUCCCACCUCUCGACUGCAGGCCCCUCCCCAGCUCUCCCGAUCCACUCCACUGCUUGCCAUCUGGCCCCCAACUUCCAGACCCUAUUGCUUCCAGGCCCCACCCUGACUCCUCAGGCUCCACCCGAUGGCCACAGGCCCCUCCCCUGGCUCACAAGCCCCACCCACUCAAGCUCUUUUGUCCCCGCCCCAACCCCCCAGGUGUCACUGCUUCCAAGCCCACCUCCACCUGUCUCUCAGCCUAAACCCAAUUAUUUGGGUGCUUAGGAAUGUUGACUCUGUUCCUUUUUUUCUUCACAGGUGCCUGAACUCAUGCGUUCCUGAGACCCUGUAGCCCUUGCCGCCUUGUAGCCCCAAUCCUCAUGACCCCUAUCAGCCCCCCAGGACUCCUGGGCCCCAGCCUGUGGCCCCACCAGCCACAGAUUCAAAACCCUAAGCCCUGCUAACCUUGAGGGACUUACCCUCCCCCAUGGUUCCCAGGAUUCCCAGGUCUCCCAGAGUCCGGUGCCCCCAGCCACCCCAGCACUGCCCUUCACGGCCUGGCUGCACUGGCCUCCAGGACCCACCACAGCCAGCCCCAGCUAGGAGAAAGCAGGACUUGGGGCAGCUACAGCUCACGGUGACUCAGCAGUACCCCACUGACCAAUCUCCUGCUGCUCUCCUGCCCCAGGAGGCCCGUGAUUCACCUGGUGGGUCUGGGUUCAGCAAACAGCCCUCCCUCCCAGAGUUUCAUGAAGGGCAGUGGGGCAGGAAGGGAACCCUCCUCCAAGCAGGCCUGCUGCUUACCAUCAGCCCAUUCUAGCCUUACCACCUCCAUGUGACAAGUCUGACACCCAUCUGCCCAGUGGCCAGUGACUGCCCCACGCAGCAGCUUUAGGGGUCCAAAGUCCAAGCCAGCUCUGGCCUGUGAAACUCAUACAUAGACGAAUUAGUGAGUGGGGGCAAGCCUGGGAGCUCCUGGUACCAGGAAGAGACUCAAGCUGGACCCUUCCCCACAUAUACUAACCCCUUCCCCCACAGGCUCUGCCCCCUCCAUGCUUGGACACUGUAUUCAUGUCCUACUCACUUACACACCCACAGUACUCCAGGCCAGUCUGUCAAGGGAGGGUACUGUUGACACCAGCUGUGGCCAAUGGCUGAACUGUCCUAAGGGGUGGCUGGGAGCAGAGUCCGGCUCCCAUCGAUCAGCCCCAGGCAGGGGAUUUGGGACAGGAAGGAGGCCCAGAUUGUGCCCAGAGGGGUCUGCCUCAGGUAGGGUCAUAAGCAAACCCAGGUGACCCUCUUGUCCCUGCCAGCAGCUUCUCUCAUCCUUCCCAUUCAGGGCCCAUUCCCUGGUGGGAAAAACUGAGGUCCAUGCCUGAACCAUCAGUGACAAAGGCAUCCAUGUCCCCACACCCCUGCUCCCUACUUCCUCAUCAAGCACCAAGUCCUCGCUGAUGCCCGUGGGCUUGGGGCCUGUGCUGUAGUCGAGGGCAAGGAGCAUCUGUCUAAUAAGGCCAGGGCAUAAUUUGCACUCCCUUCAGCUAGAUACACGGACUCAGCAAUAAAUCUUUGCAUCAGGCCCCAGCUGUCCUUUCUUGCGGGGAGGGGGAGAGUGUUAAUGAUCAUGAGUCAUGCAAAUUUAUUAAGUGCCCAGUGCUGGGCUGGACGUGAGUGGGAAGGUGGUCCCUUCCAGGGAGAAGCACCUGACCUAACAUGGCAGCGAGCACUCUUGGGGGCAUGGGAUCAAUUUGGGGUCUUGAGAGGGGUUGAGAGGGGGAAAGGAGCCGUGGGAAAUGUUCACAAGGACGAUGUUGGAUCAAGAGGGGGUUGCAAGGUGGAAGCUCAUUGUGGCAGGGACUGUAGUGUGUAUAAGGCCCAGGAACAUGGGCUGGUGGACCACAGGAGUUCAGUGGAGCAGGGAAGGGGAGAUGGGGUGGGGAGACUGGGCAGGUGCCAAACGCCAGCCUAAGGGCCUGUGCUUCCUCCAGAAGAUGAUGGGUCCAGGAAGCCCUUGAAGCUAGAACAUAAUUGCAGGGCUGGGAUUAGGGUGAGGCAAAUGAGGCACUCACCUCAGGUGUUAAGAUUUAAGGUGAUGCCAAAAAAAUCAGUAAUCAAGAUAAGUAUUAAUGCAAUACUUUCAAAAAUCAAAAUUACUGCCAAAAAAUCCAUAAUGAACAGAAUAUCAAAAUUUUAAAUAAAGGCAAGAUCCAAGAGAGCCCUGCAGAGCCAUAUUGGACCCUGAAGCAAAAGGAAAAAUGUCCACUCCUAUAUAUGUUUUUAUGUAUUUUUAAAGGUUAAUUUUUUUUUUUACAGAACAUUAAAGUAGUUGAAAAAACAUCGAACAAAUUGUAAGUAGGUAUAUUAAAACUCACAAUAUUACUUUAAGAUUAAAUAUUUUAUUUAUACCUAAAACAGAAUUUAUACUUUUAUU
This is a messenger RNA of Physeter macrocephalus (sperm whale), 5387 nucleotides long. RefSeq names its product G protein subunit alpha transducin 1 (gene GNAT1). The record is from RefSeq and is a predicted model, not a curated record. The transcript is spliced from 8 exons. Gene Ontology annotation, molecular function: GTPase activity; GTP binding; G-protein beta/gamma-subunit complex binding. Lineage: Eukaryota; Metazoa; Chordata; Mammalia; Artiodactyla; Physeteridae. Bases 1846 to 2898 code for a protein of 350 amino acids. Gene Ontology annotation, cellular component: heterotrimeric G-protein complex. Gene Ontology annotation, biological process: adenylate cyclase-modulating G protein-coupled receptor signaling pathway.